UCUUCAUCUCCUUCUUCAUCUUCUCUGCUGGAUAAUGUUAUGCAGAGAAGAGGAGAAGAGAGGAGAGAAGAUUAUUAUUUUGUGGCCCGGUCAGACCAGGUCACCCGGGCUAGAAAUCAUUAGUAAAGGAUUAAUCUUUAUCACGUAAUUAUGCAUGCAUAUACGUGAAUCUAUUUGCAAAGUGGAAAAUUUGAUCUGAUUAUUAUAUUGAUGGAAGACCCUGGGGGGACGCAUGAUAAAUGCUUAGUGUGGGCGAAGGUUCAUUCUACGGGAGUAUGGGGCACGGAGUAUCACUUUCUUACUUACGGUCUACCUCGUUUGUUCUUGCAAUUGUGCAUCAUGUUUGGCCUUACCCAAGCACUCCAUUUGUUGUUCCUCAAGCGCUUCCGUUUGCCCCGCAUUGUCUCUGAACUUUUGGCGGGGAUGAUCUUGGGGCCGACAGUGAUGGGACAGUUUGAUUGGAAUGUGAACAACAUGUUUGAGUUGUACGAAGGAUACUACGUUAGUCUGUUGUCAAAAAUGGGUUACGUGCUGUUCAUAUUCCUGAGUGGAGUGAAGAUGGAUCCAGGAAUGGUUCCCAGAAGCGGCGCCAAAGCAUGGUGCAUAGGGAUCCCUUCUGUGUUGCUCCCCUAUGCUGUCCUCAAGUAUUUGAGCAGAAAGGUGUUGACGCAGGAAUUGAUUCAUAGGUACAGACACUCUGCCAUCCAGAACACCUUAGGCAUACAAAGUGUGUAUUCUUUUCCUGUCACCGCGGUUCUUCUGGUUGAUUUAAAGAUCAUCAACACUGAACUGGGCCGCCUGGCUUUGGCGACGGGCUUGAUUUGCGACUUACUUAGUAACUUAGUGUCCACGAUUAUAGCUAACGUUAGCGUUGGGGUUAUGUCCGCUAUGCCGCUCGUUUCGGUGCAUUCUUUCGCGCUUUCUGCGGGGCUGAUCGUGUUUUUGGUGGUCACCGUGCGGCCGUUUUCGGCGAUGAUCAUUAAGCGGACCCCGGAGGGGGCGCCCGUGGACACGUUUUACGUGUGCUUUAUGUGUUUCGCGGCGUUUUUCGCGACGGUUCUGGCGGAUAAUGUGGGGAUGAAUUUUCAGUACGGGCCGUUUAUAUUGGGGCUGCUUGUGCCGGAUGGGCCGCCGUUGGGAUCUGCGUUGGUGGAUAAGUUGGAUACUAUUGUGACGGGGCUGUUUGCGCCGCUGUUGGUGACUUAUUCCGGCACUAAGGUCGACCUGCUCAACGUGUUUGAUCUCCACUUUGUUGGGCUGGUAUGGAUUACCGUCACCGUUUGCUACGUGAUGAAGUAUGUCUCUAUUUUCGGGCCUGCGUUGGUGUGCAGAGUUCCUCUCAAAGAUGCUGCUUCUCUUGCCUUCAUCUUGAGCACGCAAGGGGUCGUCCAGAUCUCUUUCUAUCUCAACGGCUUCGUAAAUCAGAUGUAUGAUACCGAAACCUUUUCCAUGUUGACAAUGACUGCAUUGAUCACGGCAGCAGGGUCCCACAUUGUGGUGGGGUCCUUACACGACUACUCCAGGGCAUAUUCUGGGUACCAAAGAAGGGACAUCGAGCACCAGUCCAAAGGCUCAGAGUUAAGGUUGGUGACCUGUUUUCAUCGCCUAGAAGAUGCGGUAGCCGCCAGGAAACUGCUAGAGGUUUCAUUUCCCAGCAAAGAAACUCCUCUCUCCGUCUACUCACUCCACCUAGUGGAGCUGGUGGGGCGGGUCACCCCUCUCUUGAUUGACCACCAAUUGGGGCAGAUGAAGACCCCUUCGUCCCCUGCCGCCAAUUCUCGAUCACACAAAAUUAUGGCCACUCUUCGCUCCUUCGCGCAGGACUCCAAUGGGUUCGUCGCCCUCAACUUCUUCACCGCAAUAUCGCUCCCCAAGUUCAUGCAUCACGACGUUAGCGCUCUCGCCUUCGACAAGCUCGCCUCCAUCAUCAUUCUCCCGUUUCACAGGAAAUGGAACCACCUAGGCAGGUUGAUCGUGGAUAGCAGCAGCAUGAGGCUUAUGAACAGCACUUUGUUAGACCUGGCCCCUUGCUCCGUGGGUAUUCUAAUAGACCGGGAAAAGACACGGAUGCGGCGAGGGUCGAUGUCCUCGUCCUACCACGUCGCCGUGAUAUUCAUGGGAGGAGCCGAUGACCGCGAGGCGUUAUGCUACGCCAAACGCAUGUCCAACACGCCGUGGGUUCAGUUGACGGUGGUGCACUUCGUUCCGGCGGACCACGACGCCGAGAGGAAGCAGUGGGACGCGGUGCUCGACUCGGAAGUGUUGAAGGAGGUGAGGCAUUUGGCGGAAUGCGAUGACACCAAAGUUUGUUACAAAGAAGAAAUAGUGAGGGAUGGGGCGGAGACUGCGCAUACGGUGCGGGAGAUGGAACACGUUUUUGACCUUAUUCUUGUGGGUAGACGCCAUGAGCCUAAUUUGCCUCAACUUUUUGGGCUUUCCCAGUGGAGCGAUAUAGCGGAAUUGGGGCCUAUUGGGGACAUGCUUGCUAUUGAGCAUAUCACAUCGCCGGUCUCAGUCUUGGUGGUGCAACAGCAAUAUGUCAAGAACAAAUGAACAAGUUAAGACGCCAUCGAUGAGGGAUAGAUGCAUCUCUAGAAUUUGUAUCAAGGUCUUACGAAAGUGGCUAGAGUGUAGCAUCAACUUCUUGUUUAACUGGUUUGUCUCUUUUUGUAACAACCAAAACAUUAUUUUGAUAAAUGAAAGAGGACGGCUCAUUGUUCUCACAAAUUUACCUUCUUCUCA
Molecule: messenger RNA, 2742 nt
Organism: Ipomoea triloba (trilobed morning glory)
Lineage: Eukaryota; Viridiplantae; Streptophyta; Magnoliopsida; Solanales; Convolvulaceae
Product: cation/H(+) antiporter 3-like
Exons: 4
Coding region: 211-2553 (780 amino acids)
Biological process (GO): regulation of pH; proton transmembrane transport
Cellular component (GO): endomembrane system; membrane
Molecular function (GO): antiporter activity
Source: RefSeq, a predicted model, not a curated record